Messenger RNA from Wallemia mellicola CBS 633.66, 1283 nucleotides. RefSeq names its product peroxisomal 3-ketoacyl-CoA-thiolase. Gene Ontology annotation, molecular function: acetyl-CoA C-acetyltransferase activity. The transcript is spliced from 2 exons. NCBI's taxonomy places the organism in Eukaryota, Fungi, Basidiomycota, Wallemiomycetes, Wallemiales, Wallemiaceae. Bases 40 to 1215 code for a protein of 391 amino acids. The record is from RefSeq and is a predicted model, not a curated record. Gene Ontology annotation, biological process: fatty acid beta-oxidation.
AAGCUGAAGCCCUCUUCGUUCACAACAAUAUUUAGAAGAAUGUCAACAGGACGUGAAGUUUAUAUCGCAGCUGCUCAACGUACACCAAUAGCUUCUAUCAAUGGUGCAUUAGCAACUGUAACCGCACCACAAUUGGGUGUUGUAGCAGUUAAGAAGGCACUUGAGAACUCUGGUGUACCAGCAGACGCUGUAGAAGAAUUAUACUUCGGUCAAGUACUUCAAGCUGGCUGCGGUCAAUCACCUGCACGUCAAGUCGUCAUCGGUUCAGGUUUGCCUGAUUCAGUUGAUGCUACAACUAUCAACAAAGUAUGUGCAUCAGGUAUGAAAGCUAUCAACUUGGGUGCACAAUCAAUCAGACUCGGUGAAAGGGAUGUCGUCAUCGCAGGUGGUAUGGAAUCUAUGUCAAAUGCACCAUACCUCCUUCCACGUCAAAAAGCACCUGUUGGACACUUCCAAACUAUUGACGCUAUCGUUGGUGAUGGUCUCUGGGAUGUUUACAACAAUGUCCACAUGGGUAACUGUGCUGAAUCAGCUGCUAAGAAGUUUGAUGUUACUAGAGAAGAUCAAGAUAACUAUGCUAUUGAAUCAUACAGACGCUCAGCUGACGCUUGGAAGAACGGUCGCUUCGAAGAGGAAAUUGCCGAAGUUGUCGUAAAGACCCGUAAAGGAGAUGUAAUCGUUAAGGAAGACGAGGAAUACAAGAAGAUUCUUUUAGACAAAGUUCCAACUCUCCGUCCAGCAUUCCAGAAGGAAGGUGGUACCGUCACACCAGCAAACGCAUCAACAUUAAACGAUGGUGCAUCAGCUUUAGUUUUGAUCAGCAAAGAGAAGGCUGAAGAAUUGGGCAUCAAGCCAAUCGCAAAGUUGAUCUCACAAGCUGAUGCUGCAAUGGCACCAAUUGAUUUCCCAAUUGCACCAACUAAGGCUCUUCCAAUUGCACUUCAAAGAGCUAACGUUGAGGUUAAAGAUAUCGCCAAAUUUGAAAUCAACGAGGCUUUCUCAGCUGUCGCCAAGGUCGCAGAGAAGGCACUCAACCUUGACCCAUCAAAGGUUAACGUCAAUGGUGGUGCAGUAAGCUUAGGUCACCCAAUUGGUAACUCAGGUUCUAGAAUUGUCGUCAGCUUGAUCCACCAAUUAGCCGCAGGUGAGAAAGGUGCAGCUGCUAUCUGUAACGGUGGUGGUGCAGCAACUGCUCUCGUUUUAGAAAAGCUCUAGAAUUGUUUUCUAUUUAGGAUCUUUUUAUAUAAUUUAGCUAGCAUAUACUUUGAAAUAUAUCCACAUUU